Messenger RNA from Guyanagaster necrorhizus, 1300 nucleotides. RefSeq lists its product as uncharacterized. The record is from RefSeq and is a predicted model, not a curated record. The coding region runs from base 174 to 923 and encodes 249 amino acids. The transcript has 4 exons. Lineage: Eukaryota; Fungi; Basidiomycota; Agaricomycetes; Agaricales; Physalacriaceae.
UAGCGCUCAUGUCGUAUCCUUACCAUGGCCAAUAUUCAGAACAGUAUUCGGACCCCUCAACGCCGCGUGAAGUUUUCCCUUCCUGGGAGGUUAUUGAACAUCAACCUCAAACCCAACAAUCUGAGCCCGUUUUUACCGACCAGCUAUCGCCGCUGACCCCAACGUUGCCGCCGAUGUACACGCAAACGGUACAGCCGGAGCAUCUGAGUGCUGCAGGCCAGAGCUCUCCCAUCGAUAAUAAUACCAUUCAACUUCUUCCAGUACCUCAACCCAGGUCAGAGCCGCCAACGAGAGGACGUCAGCACCUUCGUCGAACUCCGCCUCGAUCCAGAGAGCACAGAGCUCAUCCUUAUGUUCGGCCAGGCAGCGCGGCUGGUCCUAGUCAAAACCAGGAUCCUGUCAUUAGAUUUGUCCCACCGAUACUGGCCCCAGUCAGGGCACCUACCGGACCGCCCACUCCUCAACGUCCUCGUUCCUCCCCCGUCUCGGUCGGCAGUCGCGAACGCACCUCUACCUCUCUCUUACUUUCGCAAGCAUCGCGAACCCUCUUCAUCCGGUUCGACUGGCGCUACGAUCCCGAGACUACAACGAUCACCGCCCACUUUGAGCUUCCCGGCGUUAAGCGCGAAGAUAUUUCCAUCCGUCUCUGGACGUGCUUUUAUAACCACUCCAGGCAGGUAACUGUAUACGCCACCAGGCAUGCUCCCUUUCCCGGAGCCACAACGUCGCGAGAUCCCGCGCCAGGGAGUGAGAUAUUCUGGAUUGAGGGCAAGUACGGUCAAUGCAAGAGAUCCAUCGUCGUUUCCCCAGACUGCAAACCGGAAGAUAUCGAUGCAAGAUAUGAGGAUGGGAUUCUUGUUCUGAAGAUCCAAUGCGGUCCGCCUGAUGACAAGAAUGAGGUCCAGAUGGUACCUCUUCGAUGAGAGCGUCGAUCUGUUUUUGAGUCUUCCGUUCAAGCCCCCCCGGCAUGUGUGAUUCCGCCCUGCCCCCCUCAACUUCUCAAGAUUUGAAGAAAAGAUUCUCUUUUUGGCCCGGCAAAAAAACUUCGUUUGGCUUUCAACGUCCGUCUUGAAUCUUUCUUGGAUUUUCCAAAAAGCGGCCUCGAGUAGGCGAGCGCUUGCUUUAUCAUUUUCUUUAAUCAUUAUCAUUAGCAUAUAUCUUCGCAUCGUCAUAUUUACUGUAGCUAGUAGUGUUCCGUAGCAUCGUUUCUUUUUUCUCUUCUUGUGUUAGAAAGUUUUCCCGCUUUGUUGUUUACAACCCCUGUCAAUAUAUACCACAAAUUCAGGACCUUUAUCUGGAA